Molecule: messenger RNA, 678 nt
Organism: Komagataella phaffii GS115
Lineage: Eukaryota; Fungi; Ascomycota; Pichiomycetes; Pichiales; Pichiaceae
Exons: 1
Coding region: 1-678 (225 amino acids)
Biological process (GO): mitotic sister chromatid segregation
Cellular component (GO): MIS12/MIND type complex; kinetochore
Source: RefSeq, a predicted model, not a curated record
AUGUUUUCCUUUCUUGAGGGAAGUCAACACCACAAGUAUCUGAGAAUGAAAGAAAAAAUACACUUGCAAGUUCAGGAUGUGGCGUUUCUCCAAAAAAGGUUUCUAGAAGCUUCGUUUAAAAAAUUGGACCUCCAUCUCCCCAAUGAAUCCGAAAGUAAAAGAGACCCCUUGAAAGAGCAAGUUCGAGAACUUCUGUCUGAGUUUGUUGACGACUUGUUCGAACUAAACAAAGACAAUCUGCUCAUUGACGAUUUGCAUUCUUCUACGAUCAAAGAGGCUCUUAAAAGCAUCAGGAAGGAAAAACAGGAACCUUUUGACGACGUAUUGAACCAACGGUUACGGAAAACGUAUAAUGAGUUAGAGGAACAAACUGUAAAAGUCAGCCAACUACGCAAGACAUAUCCGAUCCUUGCCAAACAAAAAGUGAAACAAUAUGCGAUGCCAGAUCAGCUAAAUUCAAUCAUUCAGGAUACUGUUAUCGAAGAUGGAGACGAUCAGGAUGAUACGGAAGACAAAGGAACAGUGUCAAUUCCCGACCAGUCUACAAAUGUUGAACAAUUUGAGACUUCACUUUUGGAGCUCUCCAUGCUGAAAGAAACAAUAGGUGAAACCAGCCAGAAAUGUCGCAAAUUGGAGCAGCUAAUUGACGUCUUGGGAAACCGCCACAAAUUAGAGUAG